This is a messenger RNA of Penicillium atrosanguineum, 936 nucleotides long. RefSeq lists its product as uncharacterized. Lineage: Eukaryota; Fungi; Ascomycota; Eurotiomycetes; Eurotiales; Aspergillaceae. The transcript has a single exon. Bases 1 to 936 code for a protein of 311 amino acids. The record is from RefSeq and is a predicted model, not a curated record.
AUGCCAGCAUUACCCUCCACGGGCGAUGGCCCGGAAGGGCUUGUUGGAGGCUAUCAGGGAGAUAGCACGGCCAUAAAAGCGAUCAUGGGAGCGCUUAUGGCCAUUGUCCUCUACAAUGCAGCCGAGCUCAGCCUACUCAUUUUCAUGACCUUCCGUCACUAUCGUGGACUAUACUUUUGGUCUCUCACAUUAUCCACAAUCCUUGGGCUAAUACCAAAUGGAAUCGGGAAUAUUUUACACUUCUUCAACAUUAGGUCCUUAUGGCUGGCACUCGCGGUCUCGAGCUUCGGAUACUAUUUCUUGGUGCCUGCACAAUCGGUGGUUUUAUACUCGCGACUCCAUUUGGUGCUGUACAACCAAAAGAUUCUCCGAUUUGUGCUUUGCGCAAUUAUCUUCAGCACCAUAUUCAUCGCGGUGCCGACUACCAUAACCACAUUUGGAUCUGCAUUCGUGCAAAGUCACCCCUGGAACCGAGCAUAUACAAUUGUGGAGCGACUACAAGUGAUCUGGUUCUGCGUGCAGGAAUUUCUCAUAUCCUCGCUCUACAUUCACGAGACAGUCAAGUUACUCCGACUCAACCCCGAACAAAACCCUCGACGCAGAACGAUCAUGUACGAGCUGAUCGCGAUCAAUAUUCUCAUUAUCCUUAUGGACAUUGUCAUAGUGUCCAUCGAGUUCCUCGGGCUCUACUACUUACAGGUGCUUUUGAAAAGCGCCAUUUACAGCAUUAAACUCAAAUUGGAGUUUGCUGUGCUUGGAAAGCUUACUGCUAUCGUUGAUUCGUCUCAACCUGAUGAUAUCAGCAGUCGUAGUACCUACCAGCCAGGCUUGAUGAAUAUUACACAACAACAGUCCCCUGGAGCGGGCUUGGAGCCUAUGUCAACUAAUGGGCUAUCUCUUUAUGGAACAAAGGCUUCAAUGGAGUCGCCUAUCUAA